AUGCCAUACACUGCGCCGUUGAAGCCGUUGCUCUCCGUGCAGCACAUAGAAUAUUGUGGCCCCUGUCCUGAACCUCGUCCCGAGCGACCUGGUUUGGCUCGUUCAUCGUCGGGGCGCCUCCAGAAUUCCCGCUCCUACUCCUCCACCUCGUAUGUCCGCCGCCACCGGAGGAGCCCAUCCAUCUGCAAAUCAACCGACCAUCCCGCUUCGGAUCCCGUCUCGCGAUUGUCCCCCUCCAUUGAUCCUCAUGCCAGUCUUCGUCAAUCUCCUCCACCUCUAAACAAUGCUACGAUUCCUCCCGGGGCGGUAAUCUCGCCGCCCGAGUCUGCACCGAACUCGAGUGACGAGGAGUCGCCAUAUCAAACCGAAGGAAUUACACCGGAGGAGCUCGAAGCUGCAGUAAGGUCGAUCGAACAGGAAAAGGAAAGAUCCCCGGAAAGAAUGGACCCAGUCGAGCAGCUGGGAACCGAGGCCCCAUCCUCAUCAAGUGGGUCGCCACUAAAAUUGGAGCCCAAGCCCACUCACUUGCCGCUGUCCAAAGGGGCGCGCAAGGUGGCCCACUCGCGGUCGGCCACCGAAACCGCCAUUACAUGGAAGCGCGAAGAGGCAUUGACGAGUUCCCCCGAGGAUAGCGAUGUGGAACAUUCUCCCAAGCCACCGAUGGUUCGCAAGAAGUCCGGCGAGCUUGUCCGGCCUGCUCUCCGGCCCGCUUCCGCACGGCGGCGGCCGUCUAGUAUGCCGGGGACCCCGGUCUAUGCAAAGGCGGUACACUUUGAUUCGCAGCUGGAACAUAUCCGCCAUUUCUUGCAGCUGGAUCGGCCUUUGGCAGUGAGCGCCGAAACAUCUCCGGUUGAUAGCCAUGACGCCGAUUGUGAGUUUCCAUUCGGUCGAAACUUUGAGCAGCGUGCGCCGGAGUGGGAGUGGGAGGUUCGGCUGGCCAAUUUCCCCAAGGAUACGCCAUCUCGCGCCACCCUUCCUGUUCGUCUGGAACGAUUGUUCCUGUCGCCUGACAAAAAGACCUUGAUUGGAAAUGUGGCCGUGGCGAACCUCGCUUUCCAGAAGCAUGUGGCAGCUCGUUUUACCUUUGACUAUUGGAGAACGGUGUCGGAAGUGACCGCGUCAUUCUGUCAUGAUAUUCGUCGCAAGCAGGUCCACGAUGGAUACGACCGGUUUUCUUUUGAGAUCAAACUGAAUGACCACGCCUAUCUCGAGCGCAAGACUAUGUCUGUUUGUGUCCGGUACAGUGUGAAUGGCCAGGAAUUUUGGGACAACAACAACUCGAUGAACUACCAGGUCGAUUUCUUCAAAUCUCCCAAGACGGCCCCGAGCAAGCCAUCGGGCGGGUCGCGGCCCUCUGUUCCUCGCAGUCGCAGUUUCACGGGCUCUCACCUCUCGCGCCCACAUUCCACGCCACCUCCGCCCUUCGACGAUUUCCCGGAAACCGGUGGCAAGGUUGCAUUUACUAACCCAUUCGCCGCUGUCAAUGGCGCACCCUUGGCCCGGGCAUCGUCCGAUGAUAUCGACACGAUCGCUCCGCCAAAACCCCGGGAGAAGCCAAGUCCUCAGGCAUUCGGGAACCGGUAUGACUUUGGUGCAUCUUUGUCUGCGGCCAUGCGCACCAAGCCUCCGGUUGAUCGGACUACCUUGACUGCCCGUGCGAGGUCUGGAAGGGCCCCGGAGGCUGAUAUCACCCAGGCAUCCGAGACAAGCCCAUCUAUGGGGCUGCGUCCAACAUCUCCAGUGAGCGAUGACAUCCGCGAUGCAAGUCGUGUGGAAGAUUUGAAGCCUUCCUCAUUCGUGUCUAGCAAGCCGCGUCUCGAGUCUUCGGUGUACAAAGAGCUGGUCGAUAAAUACUGCUUUGUGGGUGCCUUGGCCACCUCGAGUCAGAACACUUCACUAACAUGCUCACAGUAUGGCUCCCCCAAUGGUUCGAACCUGAAGCAGUCGAAUGCGACGACAGGUGCAAGUGACAGAGGCCUUUCGAGGCAGUCUGCCUCAGGAUCUCCCUCGCCACCUCUCUCCCCGCGCUCUCCUGCUCCUCUCGAACCACCUUCGGCUGAGCCAACUCGCGAACCCCGUCAUUCGCCCAUGUCGCCGCCUCCUCACAGCCCGCGGACUUCUCCUCGCACCUCCCCUUCACCAAUGUCUUUCCGCUUUCCUUUCCAUGAUUUCAUGAACGACUCCCAGUCGUCGACAGUCAUUAGAGGGUGA
Molecule: messenger RNA, 2211 nt
Organism: Penicillium alfredii
Lineage: Eukaryota; Fungi; Ascomycota; Eurotiomycetes; Eurotiales; Aspergillaceae
Product: protein phosphatase regulator GAC1
Exons: 1
Coding region: 1-2211 (736 amino acids)
Biological process (GO): regulation of glycogen biosynthetic process
Cellular component (GO): protein phosphatase type 1 complex
Molecular function (GO): glycogen binding; protein phosphatase 1 binding
Source: RefSeq, a predicted model, not a curated record